This is a messenger RNA of Gilbertella persicaria, 2673 nucleotides long. RefSeq lists its product as uncharacterized. The transcript is spliced from 9 exons. The coding region runs from base 1 to 2673 and encodes 890 amino acids. The record is from RefSeq and is a predicted model, not a curated record. NCBI's taxonomy places the organism in Eukaryota, Fungi, Mucoromycota, Mucoromycetes, Mucorales, Choanephoraceae. Gene Ontology annotation, biological process: signal transduction.
AUGGACUCUUACUAUGAUAACCCAGAAAACUUAACAGGGGAAGAGUGUGAAGAUCCCCACUGUCAUGGUUGCCAAAAGCCUAUUGAAGAUGGGUCAGUUGUUCAGUUUGGUGAUGGCAUUUGGCACUUUGAGUGUUUCCGUUGUGCCAAGUGUCAAAAACUUGUUGAGUGUUAUAGUAACCUGUUGUUGCUAAGAGACGGUAGUCCUAUUUGUGAAGACUGUUCCUAUAGUUGCAGUGCUUGUCACAAGACAAUUAAAGACGAAGCUAUCAUGACAGGCGACGAAGCGUAUCAUGCAGGCUGUUUCCGCUGUAUUCAAUGUAGCAAAAAGAUCGAUGACUUGGUCUUUACACAGACAAGCAAGGGUAUUUAUUGUACCAAAUGCCACGAGACAAGGAAACAACUUAAACUAAAAAGACGAGACGAACGAAACAAUAGUAAGAACAUCACUGCCGAAAAUGGAAAAUUAGCACCUAAUGCUCCUGCUCGACCAACAUUUUCUGGAUUUCGAAGUUCUUCUACUACGUCCAUUGUCAAUGCUUAUAUUGAAGAUACAUUCAAACCACCCGUUGUUGAAUCAAACGAUAUUUCUGCACUUAAUGAUAUGUUAAUGACUCAAAGAAACAGUGAAGAAACAUAUCGUACCUCAAUGGAUGGCAAUAUUGAUAUUGAAGGCUUGGACGAUUCAGCUCAAGUGCGUGAAAUUAAAAGAGAACUAAAUGAGACAAAGAACCGCCUUAAAGAAGUAGCCGGAAAAUUCAACAAGAUCAAGACUAUCAGUAGAAACGCACUUGAUGAGUUUCAUAUGGUGAAAGACUUGUAUGCUACAGAAGUACAGGCAAGACGUGAUGCAGAAACACAAAUUAUCCGAUUAAAGAGCGAACUCAGUUUUUACCAACAAGCUUCUAUCUUUAAUGGACACGAUUUCAUUCAUUACAGCAAAGAAGAAAUUGAAGAAUUAAACACAACACGAACUGAUUUAGAACAAAUUUGUCAUGAUCUCAGAAUGGAACGAGACAGCCUUAUGAGUGAACUUGAGAAGCACUCCAAGAACAUUGAAAAGUUAUUCGCUAGUCAAAAGCCCCAAGACUUGCAUUGGGAAAGACUUCAACAUGCUUACCAGCAGCAGUUGGACUCAAUGCAAAAAGAUAUGGCAUUAGCAAAGACCAGUUAUGCCAAAUUAAUCAAGGGCAGAGAUGACAUUAUUUCUGAUAUGAUUUUACUCAAUUCCAAGAAUGCGGAAUUGACACAGCUCAAUAAUGACUUAUCGCGCCGUGUCAUGGAAAAAGAGCAAGAAGCCAAGGCUGUCUUUGCUGGCAUGAGUUUCCUUACAACACCUGAAGACAACAAAACGACAGAAGCAGCACAUAUUAAACAUAGACGCAACCUGUCUACUGGAUCUAUUGGGAUCAUCAAUCACACCAAUACCAUACCAGACCUCAAGUCCCCUGAAACAGCCAAAUUAGCACAACGUGAUAGUUUUAACGGUUCAGCGGCGCCCAAAUUAUUCAAAUUUAGAAGAAACAAGACUGGUUCCAUCAAGCAUAAGACGAACAACAAAAACGAUGAGAAGAUCAUAUCGAUACCUUAUGACUCCAAAUCUCUCGAGCAGGCCUCAGAGAAGAAAGAGUCUGAACAAAGACAUGCUGGAAAGCAUUAUUUUGUUCAACAAAAGUUCCUUAGACCUGGUAAAUGUGAAUCUUGCGGAGAGAAAAUGUGGCGAGUGAAUGAAUUAAAGUGCGCAGAAUGUGGCAUCUUUUGUCAUUCCAAGUGCGCUUAUAGUGUUCCACAAGCAUGUUACAGAAAGUCAAGUUCUGACACUAAAUCAGACAGUGAUACAGCUCGACUCAUGUUUGGUAAUGAUUUAGUCAAACAAGUACAGGCUGAAAAGGGCAAAAUUCCUUUGAUUGUUGAGAAAUGUAUCGAGUCUGUGGAAGCAAGAGGGAUGGACUAUGAAGGCAUCUAUCGUAAAUCAGGUGGAGUGGGACAAAUGAGACAAAUUCAGCAAGCAUUCGAGAAGGGUGAAAUGCCUAAUUUAAGCGACGAAGAGAAAUGGAAUGAUAUUUGUGCUGUCACUAGUGUUCUCAAGCAGUACUUUAGAGAGCUACCUAAUCCUCUCUUUACUUAUGAAUUACACUCUAAAUUUAUGGAUGCUAUGAUGAUUUCAGAUAGCAAGAAUCAAUUGCAAACAAUGACUCAAUUGAUUCAAACAUUACCUAUUGAAAACUUCAAUACACUCAAGUAUCUUAUGGAGCAUUUGGACAGAGUUCAACAAAGAAACAAGGAAAACUUGAUGACUUCUAAAAACUUGGCUGUUAUUUUUGGUCCUACCCUUUUGCGUGACAAGGAUGAAAACCGUGAUUUACUGGAAAUGAAUCACAAGAUUAAUACGAUUGAAUACAUCCUAAACCAUAUGAAUACUGUCUUUGUGAUUGAGACUAUGAUGGGCAAUGCUAAUACAGCCAUUGGAGCAUUGACAGGUUCAGCAAAUGCAGAUCAUCGUCGUGUUCAUUUACCUCCUUUUCAACGAGGUGAAGACUUGACUGCCUUGUUAAACAACUACCAGAGCAAAACAGAAGAUAAUGGAGCACAAAAACCAUGUUCUGGAAACAUGGACGAUAGCAUCAUAACCUUGCCAGCAGUUCCGCCAAGACAAAAUGCAGGCUACAUAUAG